This is a messenger RNA of Rotaria sp. Silwood1, 11256 nucleotides long. NCBI's taxonomy places the organism in Eukaryota, Metazoa, Rotifera, Eurotatoria, Philodinida, Philodinidae. The record is from the annotation of a GenBank genome assembly.
AUGUAUAACGGACGAUCACAUACAACUAACCAGAAUGGUACUGUUGGAAAGACAAAAUCUACUGACAAAUCUAAGACAUUAGUUACACCACCUUAUUCAAGCAGUGUCGCUAGGCCUUUAGCACCAUGGCCUCGUGAUCAAGGUGAAGUGUCGGAAUUGUAUAAAGUUGUUCUCCAUCAUAAUACACACCCUCCAUUAGUUCAACCAGAUUCGUGGACAGUAGCUGCACCAUUUAAAGAACAAAAACAUGUUCGUACAGCUGUCGAAUCAAUUGCCAAUAAUUUUAGUCCACAAGCACAACGUUUAGAUAUACGAAAAUUACCACAAGCUAAACAAACCAUACCAUAUCCAGGCGAUGGUUAUUAUCGAGGAGUUGAAGACUUUUUAAAACGAACACGCGAGGAACCAGGAACACCACGUUGGAUACAAAAAAAACAAAAACGUGCACAAGAUUUUCGAAAAGAAAAAGCUGAAAAAUGGGUAAUGCCUCCAUCACGUCCAAUUUCACCAACAGAACAAUUAAAUAUGCUUUCUUGGCUCGAUACCGAAGAAUUACAUCAUAUUCCUGAACCAAAAAAAGAAGAAAUCGAACGAUAUUGGUAUUAUAUUUCGAAAGGUGUUCAAUCACGUAUGAUUGCACCUGAACCAGCUGAUCAAUAUAAUAAAUUUUGUUUACAUCUUUCAUCUAAAUUUACUCAACCAUCAUUAAAAAUUUUACAUGAUGAAUUAAAAAAUGAAAUUCAUACAAAUUAUGAUCUUGCUGUUCGAAAAGCCGUUGUUGAUUAUAUUCUAUUAGAUCCACAUGAACGAAAACGUGUUAAAAUUCAAAAUGUACCUAAAAUAUUUCGUUUACAUACAAUACGUGCACCAAUAGCAUGGCAUGAUACUAUGGAAGAAACAAAAAAAUAUUUAUUAAUAACAUUACAUACAAAUAAUCCAAUAAUGACAUUUUUACAAACACUUUGGGAUGAAACAUAUGUACAACAACGAUUAAUUAGUUUUCAAGAUCUUGUUCAUGCAUCAUUACCAAUGAUACCACAUGAUUUUGAAAAAUUUAUUGAACAACGUGUUAAUCAAAUGAGACAAACUCUUAUAUCACAAUGGCUUAAUAGUUGUAGUCGAAUAGUUGCUGAAAAUCGCCAAUAUUGGGAAUCUAUGGUUCCAAUGGAAGAUGAUGAUAGUACAGAAUUAGUUGAAUCAUUUUUUAAUACAGUUGCUGCUCGUAUGGCUACACAUAUACGUCAAUUAGUUAAUUCUUCACUAGAAGAUUUUGCAAAAUUUUUUGAAGAAUAUACAGAUGGUAAUGAUUUUAAAACAACAAAUCCUGAAUCAAUAUAUAAUGUUAUGGAUUUUACACGAAAACCAGUAUUUAUACAACGUUUACAUGCUGAUGGACCAAAAAUUGCAUUUGAUCCAACAAAUCAAGAUAUUCGUUCUAUGCUUCAACGUUGUAUAAAACAUAUUGUUAAUGGUGCUGCUAAUAUACCACGUAUUGAAUCACAUUUAUUUGAUUCAAAAACAAAAUUACUUAUACGUCAUGUACGUAUUGAUGAAGAAAUUGUUGAAAAUAUAACACAACGUGUACUAUAUGUAUUAACAAAAAAUAUACCUGGACCACAAUUAUAUUUACAUGAAUAUGAUCAAUAUCAAACAUUAUUAAAUAAUAAAUCUGAAUCUGAUACAAUUGAAUUUCUUCGUCAUACACAUGCACUUGAUGAAUUUGAAUUUGAAAUAAAACAAAAAACAGAAUUAGCUAAUGAAAUUAUGCUUAAACGUAUAUGGGCACCAUUAAAUUUAUUUAAUUUAGAUUGUCGUGAUCUUAAUGAUCAUUUAAUAAAAAUUGUACAAAAAUUACGAAAUAAAUUAGUUCAACAUUGUAUUGAUGAUAAUUCAAAAUUAAAUAAAGAAAUUGUUCGAGAAUAUGAUGAAAUAGCUACAACUGUUAGUGUACCAGCUGAUGAAACUGAAGAAUUAGUUAAAACAACUGAUUAUCUUAAUAAAGCAUUAGAAACUACAAUUUAUAAAUUAGCUCAUAAAAUUGGUGAAGCUAAAGAUCGAUUAAUGUUUUUAUUAGAAUAUGCACUUAUGUCACCGGAAGAUUUAAAACUUAAUGCACAAGUAUUUCAUUGGCCAGAAAAUAUAAUGAAUAUUUUAGAACUUAAUCAAGGUCGAUUAGCAGCUUUACGUGAACGAGCUGAAGAACGUUUACGUGAUCAUAUUCUUAAAUUUGAAAAGAAACUUGAAGAUUUACAAAAAGAUGUUGAUCUAUUUCGACGAAAAGAAGUUUUAAGUAAUGAAGAAAUGCGUUCAAAUGUUGAGAAAUUAGCUGAUAUUAAUAAACUUGUUGAAGAUUAUAAACUUGAAGGUGAAUUAAUUAAUCGUGAUCAAACAUUACUUGCUUGGGAAGUUACUUCAUUUCCUAAAUUACAAGAAAUAGUUAUUGCUAAAGAUCCAUAUGAAAAAUUAUGGAAUACAGCAUGGCAAUUUUAUACAUCUUAUGAACAAUGGAUGAAUGGAUCAUUUCGUGGUCUUAAUGCUGAAGCUAUCAAUGAUGAAGUACAAAAUAUGUGGCGUACAGUUCAUAAAUUACAAAAAUCAUUAACUGAUCAAGUUGGUCCUCGUCGUGUUGCUGAUUUAAUUAAAAAUCGUAUUGAUAAAUUUAAAGUUCAUAUACCAUUAUUACAAGUUAUAUGUAAUCCUGGUUUAAAGGAACGUCAUUGGGAUCAGAUGAGUCAUUUAGUUGGUCUUGUAUUACCACAUGAUGAAACAGCAUCAUUAAGUGAUUUAAUUGAACUUGGUUUAGCUAAAUAUGUUGAUAAAUUAGAUGAAAUUGGUGGUAGUGCAUCAAAAGAAUAUUCACUUGAAAAAGCAAUGUCUAAAAUGAAAGAGGAAUGGAAUGAAAUGUUAUUUACAUUUGUUAAAUAUCGUGAUACAUCAGCAUAUAUAUUAUCAGCUGUUGAUGAUAUACAAUUAAUGUUAGAUGAUCAUAUUAUAAAAGCACAAACAAUGUUAGGUAGUCCAUUUAUAAAACCAUUAGAAGAUGAUAUGCGUACAUGGUGUGAUCGACUUACUUUAUUGCAAGAUAUAAUUGAUAUAUGGCUUAAAGUACAAGCAGCAUGGCUUUAUCUUGAACCAAUAUUUAGUUCAGAUGAUAUUGUUAAUCAAAUGCCUGAAGAAGGACGAAAAUUUAGUACUGUUGAUAAUCAUUGGAAAGAAAUUAUGAUAAAUGCUGUUAAAGAUUCUCAUGUACUUGUUGCAACAAAUCAACCAGGAAUGUUAGAAAAAUUACGUGAAGGUUUUCGUUUACUUGAAGAAAUUCAAAAAGGUCUUAAUAAUUAUUUAGAAAAGAAAAGAUUAUUUUUUCCACGAUUCUUUUUUCUAUCAAAUGAAGAAUUACUUGAAAUAUUAUCUGAAACAAAAGAUCCAUUACGUGUUCAACCACAUUUAAAAAAAUGUUUCGAAGGUAUUAAUCGUUUAGAAUUUAAUGAACAACAAGAAAUAACAGCAAUGAUAUCUGUUGAAAAAGAAGUUGUACAAUUUAAAUCAACAAUUAAUCCAAGUAAAGCACGUGGUAUGGUUGAAAAAUGGUUAAUACAAGUUGAAGAUCAAAUGCUUUUAUCAAUACGUAUGAUAAUUAAAGAAGCAUUAAAUGCUUAUGAAAGUCGUGAUAGAAAACAAUGGGUUUUAGAAUGGCCAGGACAAAUAGUUAUAUGUGCAGGUCAAGUUUAUUGGACAAAAGAAGUUGAAGAAUCAAUAUUAAAUAAUACAUUAGAGGGAUUUCUUUUAAAAUCUAAUGAACAAAUUAAAGAUACAGUUAAUAUAGUACGAGGAAAAUUAGAAAGUGGACCAAGACGAACAUUAGAAGCAUUAAUUGUUAUUGAUGUACAUGCAAGAGAUGUUGUUGCAAAUUUAAUACAAACACAAAUUAGUAAAAUAACUGAAUUUAUUUGGAUAUCACAAUUAAGAUAUUAUUGGAAAACGGAAGAAGAAAAACUUAUGGUUAAUAUGAUUACAACUGAACUUGAAUAUGCAUAUGAAUAUUUGGGUAAUACAUCUCGUUUGGUUAUAACACCAUUAACAGAUCGAUGUUAUAGAACAUUAAUGGGUGCAUUAAAAUUAAAUUUGGGAGGUGCACCUGAAGGUCCUGCUGGUACAGGAAAAACAGAAACAACAAAAGAUUUAGCUAAGGCUGUUGCAAAACAAUGUAUUGUAUUCAAUUGUUCAGAUAGUUUGGAUUAUAAAGCAAUGUCAAAAUUCUUUAAAGGAUUAGCUCAAUCAGGUGCUUGGGCCUGUUUUGAUGAAUUUAAUCGUAUUGAAUUAGAAGUAUUAUCAGUCGUCGCUCAACAAAUUCAAUUAAUUCAACGAGCUAUAGCUGCUCAUCAAAAACGAUUUAUUUUUGAAGAUACUGAACUUGAACUUAAUCCAACAUGUUCUGUAUUUAUAACUAUGAAUCCUGGUUAUGCAGGUCGAUCAGAAUUACCUGAUAAUUUAAAAGUACUCUUUCGUACUGUAGCUAUGAUGGUGCCGGAUUAUGCAAUGAUUGGUGAAAUUAGUUUAUAUUCAAUGGGUUUUAUUGAUGCUCGUUCUUUAUCUGGAAAAAUUGUUGCAACAUAUAAAUUAUGUUCAGAACAAUUAUCAUCUCAACAUCAUUAUGAUUAUGGUAUGCGUGCUGUUAAAUCUGUCUUAACAGCAUCAGGAAAUUUAAAACAAAAAUAUCUCGAUGAAGAUGAAUCAAUCUUAGUUUUACGUGCUAUUAAAGAUGUUAAUUUACCAAAAUUUCUUGCUCAAGAUGUUCCACUAUUUGAAGGCAUUAUUAGUGAUCUAUUUCCUGGUGUUAUUUUACCAACACCUGAUUAUGCAGUUUUUCUUGAAGCUAUUCAUAAUAAUGCUAAACAUUUAAAAUUACAACCCGUACAAUUUUUUAUUGAUAAAAUUAUUCAAAUUUAUGAAAUGAUGUUAGUUCGUCAUGGUUUUAUGAUUGUCGGACCAUUUAUGGGUGGAAAAUCAGCAGCUUAUAAAGUUUUAGCUGGUGCAUUAGGAGAUUUAGAAGCUGCUGGAAUGAUGGAUGAACAUAAAGUUGUUUAUAAAGUUAUUAAUCCAAAAUCAAUUACUAUCGGACAACUUUAUGGAGAAUUUGAUAAGGUUUCACAUGAAUGGACUGAUGGUGUUCUAGCUACAACAUUUCGAGAAUAUGCCGCUAGUCAAACAUUAGAUAGAAAAUGGAUUAUUUUUGAUGGACCUGUUGAUGCUGUUUGGAUUGAAAAUAUGAAUACAGUUCUUGAUGAUAAUAAAAAGCUUUGUUUAAUGAGUGGUGAAAUCAUUCAAAUGAAUGCACAAAUGAAUUUAAUAUUUGAACCUGAAGAUCUUGAACAAGCAUCACCAGCAACAGUAUCACGUUGUGGUAUGAUUUAUAUGGAUCCAAAUCAACUUGGUUGGCGUGUAUUUAAAGAUUCAUAUAUACAAUAUGAAUUACCAACAUCAUUAACAAAAGAAGCACGUGAAUUAAUCAAUGAUUUAUUUGAAUGGAUGGUUGAUCCAUGUCUUGAUUUUCUUCGUUUUAAUUGUAAAUUUCAAUUAUCAACAUCAUCAAUACAUUUAACAUUUAGUCUUAUGCGUUUAUAUUCAUCGUUAAUGGAUGAAAUCGUUGGAGCUGGUACAACAGGACAUGAUGGAAAACUUUAUCCUGAAAUAAAUGCUAAUACACCGAAAUGGCUUCUUGAGUUAUUACAUCCACAAGAAAUAGUUAUUCGACCAGCAACUGCACAAUUAAAUACGCUUCAGAUGUUACUUUGGUUACAAGGUUUAUUUUUAUUUGCACUUAUAUGGGGUUUAGCUGGUACCAUAACGAGUGAUAGUCGAAAAAAAUUUGAUACAUUUUUGCGAGAUUUUCUAACGGGUACUAUGGAAGAAUAUCCAAAACCAAAAUCAAUUAAAUUUUCAAAAGCAAAUAUUUUUCCUGAACGAAAUACAUGUUUUGAUUUUUAUUUUGAAAAAAAAGCAGCUGGUCAUUGGCGUGAUUGGCCUGAUAUGAUAUCAAAAGAAGAUUUAACUAUUCCAGAUGGUGUUAGAGUUGUUGAUUUAAUUAUACAAACAGAUGAAACAGCUCGACAAACAUUCUUUUUAGAUACAUUUCUUUCACAUAAUAUUCCACUUUUAUUAGUUGGACCAACUGGUACUGGUAAAUCAGCAAUUAAUAAUUAUUUUCUUGUUCGAUUACCAAAAGAAAGAUUUGUUGCUAAUGUUGUUAAUUUUUCUGCUCGAACAUCAUCAAAUCAAACAAUGGAUACAAUCAUGAGUAAACUUGAUCGACGUCGUAAAGGUGUUUAUGGUCCACCAAUGGGUAAAAAAUGUAUUAUUUUUGUUGAUGAUUUAAAUAUGCCAGCAAAAGAAAAAUAUGGUAGUCAACCGCCAGUUGAAUUACUUCGUCAAUGGCUUGAUCAAGGUUAUUGGUUUGAUCGUAAAGAUACAUCAAUGAUAACACUACUUGAUCUUCUCUUUCUUGGUGCAAUGGGUCCACCAGGUGGUGGUCGUAAUACAAUAACUGGCCGAUUUUCUCGUCAUUGUAAUAUAGUAUCAAUCGAUUCAUUUAGUGAUGAAACAAUGCAAAAAAUUUUUACAUCAAUAGUCGAUUGGCAUUUUGCACGUGGUUUUGAAGCAUCAUUUCAACGUGUUGGUCGUUUACUUGUUCAAGCUACAAUGCAAAUAUAUAAAAAAGCUUGUGAACAAUUUUUACCAACACCACAAAAAUCUCAUUAUUUAUUUAAUUUACGUGAUUAUUCACGUGUUGUUAGAGGUAUAUUACUUGUACCAUCAAAUAAUUUAAAAGAAGAAAAAAAAUUAUAUCGUUUGUGGAUACAUGAAAUUUAUCGUGUAUUUUAUGAUCGACUUAUUGAUGAUGAUGAUAGACAAACAUUUUAUUCAACAGUUAAAGAAGUUAUGAAUGAAACAUUAAAACAAGAUAUAGGUAAAUUACUUGAACAUCUUAUACCAGCAAAUGCACCAUCACCAAAACAACUUCGUGAUGAACAUAUUCGUGCAUUAAUGUUUGGAGAUUUUAUAAAACCUGAUGCUGAUGUAAAACCUUAUGAUGAAAUAAUUGAUUUAAAACAAUUACAAAAAGUAAUGGAAACUUAUUUAGAAGAUUAUAAUGCUAUAAGUAAAAGUCCAAUGCAAUUAGUUAUGUUUCAAUUUGCUAUUGAACAUAUAUCACGUGUAUCACGUAUACUUAAACAAGAUCAAGGUCAUGCUUUACUUGUUGGUAUUGGUGGAAGUGGACGAAGUUCAUCAUGUAAAAUGGCAGCAUUCAUGGCAGAUUAUGAAUUAUUUCAAAUUGAAAUAACCAGAACUUAUGGAAAAAAUGAAUGGAGAGAUGAUAUUAGGAAAUUAUUUAGAAAGAGUGGAAUUGAAGGCAAAAGUACCGUUUUUCUCUUCAAUGAUUCUCAAAUUAAAGAUGAAUCAUUUAUCGAAGAUAUUAAUAUGAUGUUAAAUACAGCUGAUAUUCCAAAUCUAUUUCCUGCUGAUGAACGAGCUGAAAUAUGUGAUAAAAUGCAAACUAUAGCUCGACAAUUAAAUCGUAAAAUUGAAUCAACACCAAUGGCAUUAUAUAAUUUUUUUAUUGAACGUGUUCGUUCAGCUCUUCAUAUUGUUCUUGCAUUUUCACCUAUUGGUGAUGCUUUUCGUAAUCGUCUUCGUAUGUUUCCAUCAUUAAUUAAUUGUUGUACAAUUGAUUGGUUUACAUCAUGGCCUGAAGAUGCACUUGAAAUGGUAGCAAAAAAAUUUUUAGAAGAAGUUGAUUUAGAAGAUGAUAUACGUGCAAAUUGUGUUCUUAUGUGUAAAACAUUUCAUGAAAAUAUUCGUGUAUUAUCUCAAUUAUUUCUUGAACAAUUAUCACGACAUAAUUAUGUUACACCAACAUCUUAUCUUGAAUUAAUUUUAACAUUUAAAGAUUUAUUAAGAACUAAACGUAAUGAAAUUCAAACAUUAAAAGAUAAUUAUUUAAAUGGUCUUAAACAACUUGAUUAUGCACGUGUGGCUAUUGAUGCUAUGAAAAAAGAAUUAACAGAAUUACAACCAAAAUUAAAAGAAACAGCUGUUGUUGUUGAAAAUUUAAUGAUUCGUAUUGAACAAGAAACAGCUGAAGUUGAAGCACGUAAAGAAAUUGUUGCUGCUGAUGAAGCUGUUGCUAAUGAAGCAGCAGCUAAAGCUCAAUCAAUUAAAGAUGAAUGUGAAAAUGAACUUAUGGAAGCUUUACCAGCUCUUAAAGAAGCUGAAGAAGCACUUAAUACUCUCAAACCCAAUGAAUUAGUUAUUGUCAAAGCUAUGAAAAAUCCACCAAAUGGUGUAAAACUUGUUAUGGAAGCAGUAUGUGUUAUGCUUGAAAAAGCUCCUGAACGUAAAAUUGAUCCAGCAACACAAAAACCUAUCUUAGAUUAUUGGCCAACAUCAGUUCGACUUUUAGCUGAUAUGGAUUUUCGUAAAAAUUUACAAACUUAUGAGAAAGAUAAUAUAAAACCACAAGUAAUAAAACAAAUUCGUGAUCGUUUUGCUCAAAAUGCAGCAUUUCAACCAAUUGAAGUAGCAAAAGUAUCAGCUGCUUGUGAAGGUUUAUGUAAAUGGGUAUUAGCACUUGAAAAAUAUGAUCGUGUUAUAAAAGUUGUACAACCAAAACGUUUAAAAUUAGAAGAAGCUGAAGGAGCUUUAUCUGAACAAAUGACUAAAUUACAAGAAAAACAACGACAAGUACAAGAAUUAGAAGCACGUUUAAAAGCUUUAACAGAUGAAUAUGAAACAAAUGUACAGAAAAAAAAUGAAUUAGAAGAUCAAAGAAAUUUAUGUGAAAAAAAAUUAACACGUGCUGUACAACUUAUUGAAGGUCUUGGAGGUGAAAAAGAUCGUUGGACAGAUCAAGCAAGAAAAUUAGGUGAACGUUAUAUACAAUUAACUGGUGAUAUACUUUUAAGUGCUGGUGUUGUUGCUUAUCUUGGACCAUUUACUAUAAAUUAUCGUACAGAUUGUAUUCGUCAAUGGAUUGAUUUAUGUAGAUCAAAACGUAUUCCAUGUUCAGAUGUAUUCUCAUUAAAUACAACACUUGGUGAUGCAGUUAAAAUUCGUGCAUGGCAAAUAGCUGGUUUACCUGUUGAUUCAUUUUCUGUUGAUAAUGGUAUUAUAGCAACAAAUGCACGUCGUUGGCCACUUUGUAUUGAUCCUCAAUCACAAGCUAAUAAAUGGAUUAAAAAUAUGGAAAGAGAUAAUCGUUUAGGUGUUGUUAAAUUACAAGAUCCAACUUAUACAAGAACAUUAGAAAAUGCUAUUCAAUUUGGUACUCCGGUUUUAUUAGAAAAUAUUAAUGAAGAAUUAGAUCCUAUUUUGGAUAAUGUUUUACUCAAAGCAACAUUCAAACAACAAGGAGUAGAAUAUAUUAAAUUCGGUGAAAAUGUUAUUGAAUAUUCACGUGAUUUUCGUUUUUAUAUAACAACAAAAUUACGUAAUCCACAUUAUUUACCAGAAGCAUCCGUUAAAGUAACAUUAAUUAAUUUUAUGAUAACAUCUGAAGGUUUACAAGAUCAAUUAUUAAGUAUUGUUGCUGCUAAAGAAAAACCUGAACUUGAAGAACAAAAAAAUACAUUAAUUAUUCAAUCGGCUGAAAAUAAACGUAAACAAAAAGAAAUUGAAGAUACAAUUCUUGAAGUUUUAUCAUCAUCAGCUGGUAAUUUACUUGAAAAUGAAACAGCUAUACAAAUAUUAUCAUCAUCGAAAAAAAUUUCGGAAGAAAUUGAAGCAAAACAAAAAAUAGCUGAAGAAACACAAAAAGAAAUUGAAUUUACUCGUCAAGGAUAUUUACCUGUUGCUAAACAUUCAACAAUUUUAUUUUUCUGUAUAUCUGAUUUAGCAAAUAUCGAUCCGAUGUAUCAAUAUUCACUUGUUUGGUUCAUUAAUUUAUAUGUAAUGUCAAUUGAAAAUAGUGAAAAAUCAACAGAUUUACAAGAACGUAUUCGAAAAUUAAAUGCUCAUUUUACUGAAUCAAUUUAUCGAAAUGUUUGUCGAUCAUUAUUAGAACGACAUAAACUAUUAUUUUCAUUUAUACUUUGUGUACAAUUAGGAAAAGGUCGUGGAGAAGUUGAUGAUAAUAUAUGGCGUUUUCUAUUAACUGGUGGUGUUGGUUUAGAUAAUCCAUAUCCAAAUCCUGCUUCAGAUUGGUUAAAUGAUAAAUCAUGGGCAGAAAUUGUUCGAGCAUCAGAAUUACCAAAUUUUCGAAAUUUAAUGGCACAUGUCAAAGAAAAUACAAAUAAAUGGAAAAUACUUUAUGAUUCACCAACACCACAUGAACAAUCUUAUCCAGAUGAUUAUGAAAAUCUUCGUUCAUUAGAAAGAUUGGUUGUUUUACGUUUAUUUCGACCAGAUAAAAUGGUACCAGCUGUACAACAAUAUAUUAUAAAACAAAUGGGACAACAAUUUGUUGAACCACCUACAUUUGAUUUACCUGGAUCAUAUGCUGAUUCAUCAGCAACUACUCCACUUAUAUUUGUUUUAUCACCAGGUGCUGAUCCAAUGAUGGCUUUACUUAAAUUUGGUGAAACAAUGGGUGUUUUUGAUGAACGAAUUAAAACAGUUUCACUUGGUCAAGGACAAGGUCCUUAUGCUCAAUCAUUAAUAACAGAAGGUGUACAAAAAGGUACUUGGGUUGUUUUACAAAAUUGUCAUUUAGCUGCAAGUUGGAUGCCGAAAUUAGAGAGAAUAUGUGAAGAACUUCUAGUACCAGGCAAAGUUCAUAAUGAUUUUCGUCUUUGGUUAACAUCUUAUCCAUCAGAUCUAUUUCCUGUCACCAUAUUACAAAAUGGUAUUAAAAUGACCAAUGAAAGUCCAAAAGGUUUACGAGCUAAUUUACUUCGUUCAUAUUUAAAUGAUCCAAUAAAUGAUCAAACAUUUUUUAAUGAUUGUAAUAAACCAGAAAGAUGGAGAAAACUUUUAUUUGGUCUUUGUUUUUUUCAUGGUCUUGUACAAGAACGAAGACAAUUUGGUCCAUUAGGAUGGAAUAUUCCAUAUUUUUUUGAUGAAUCUGAUCUUCGAAUAUCUUUACGACAACUUCAAAUGUUUCUUAACGAUUAUGAGGAUUUACCCUUGGAAGCGAUAUCAUAUUUAUUUGGUGAAUGUAAUUAUGGUGGUCGUGUUACAGAUGAUAAAGAUCGUCGUUUACUUCUUUCAUUAUUAUCUGUUUGUAUCAAUGCUGAUGUAGUAAAUACAGAUAAAUAUCAGUAA